AUGUCUGUGCUGUCCAACAAUCAUUCAACCUUAUCGCAAGAAACCCACAGUGGUGAAGCAAUUACUGGUAAGAGGUCGAAGAUGCCAACUCCACAUACAGAGUCAACAUCUAAAAGUCUCUCUUCCAAACCUGGAAUGGAAACCCAGUUUGUGCCGUCAGAAAUCCCAGAAGAGGAUGAAGAAAACCCAAUGAAAAAUCCAUUUACAAUUCCUCCAGAUAUCGAUAUUUUCUCAAUAAGGGACAAGGAAAGAAAAAAGGCUAAGGCGGAACAAGAAAGGAUGAAGACCAUGAAAAUCCAUGAGAAAAUGACUUACUCCACUAAAAUAAAAGCAAAGCAAAAAGGGUUCAGGAAGGCUCUGCAAAAGGAGGAAGAAGAGGAGGGCAGAAAACAGGCAACAAAUGAAGAGAGACUGAAAAGUCUUCAGGAGAGUCUUUCAUGGAAGAUCGCCAUUAAAAAAGAUCACCCAUUAGAAAAGGAGACUUUCCGUGACUAUAUAAAUGACAGAAGAGAGAUAUUUUUACUUGAGUAUGCCAUGGCAGUAAAGCGAGAUGAGAUUCAAAGGAUGGAGAAUGUAGCAAAGAACGAGGAAAGAAAACUGGAAAAGGCUGAAUACUACCUGGAGAAGGAUGCUGCCAUGUUUGAUGAGUUUCUGAAGGAGAACCAUAAAAACUCUGUUCAAGCUCUGAAAAUUGCCGAAAAAGAAACCGCAGCAAAGACAAAGAAAAUAACGGAGAUCCAGGCAAUCACUUCCCAAAUAGAGAACCUCCAAAGUGAUAUAUCCAGAUUCAAGAAUACUCUGCAGGAGUACAAGAUGUACAGGGACUUCCUCUAUCAACUAUCUCCAAAAGAGUGGCAGGAGGAACAUGGAAAAAAGCACACAAAGGAAAAGGAUUUGAAAACAGCAUCCAAAGCUAAGGAAGAAAGUCCCUCACCUCCCACCACCACAGAGCAGGGUGAGUGCCAGGGAAGAGCUGCCCACCCCUCACUGGGACAGCCCCAUGCUCUAAGUGUACAUCUCUUCUUGCCUCCAGGACAGGGUCUGACAGCCAGGACAAACGCUGCCAGUCCCUAUAGUACCAGUUAUAUAGAUGUGCCAAGUUCCCUGCUGUCUUCAAAGAGUUUGGAUUUCAGGACAUUACAUGAGAUCAGGCCACAGCUCAAAAACUUCCUGAAUCCUCUAUCAACAAGAAAACUAAGUUCAUUGGAGGAUGCACAAAGCGAAACCUGCUCGGACGAAGAUGAGGAGCCGGAGUUGUAUUUUACUGAUCCCCAACAACUGCUGUCUAUUUUCACGGAGAUGGAGGAAGAGAACUUGUCCUUCAUCCAGAAUUCCCAGGAGAUCGAGGAAAGUUUGGACAAGGUCCAACACACUUUCAUCACCACACAUGAAAGCAUGGAGAAGAAGUUAGCAGAGCUGAAACAGCAGGUAGUCACUCUCAAAUCCUCCAUCGCCAAGGAAGAAGAGAGAGUAGCAGAUCUGAAACUCAAAGUUCACCUCUUUUCCUCUGGAGAAUACCAAGCUGAUGACCAGGACAAAAUGCUAACGAGCCUGAACAAGAAGGUGCUGGAAGUCUAUUGCCAGUGCACUGGAGAAAAUGAGGCAAACCUGCAGACAGUGCAGAUGCUAAUGGUCAUUGAAAAACAGCUCAAUGAUUUACUGGACAACCUGGAGAGAAUCCCACCAGCAAAGAUAGAACAGGCUGAGAAAGCCAAAAAAAAGGAACGGAGGAUAAGGCUCAGAGAGGAAAAGCUGAGACAUCAGAAGCAGCAGCAGGAGGAAAGAUUGCAAAGGGCCCUGGAAAGAUCACAGGCAGCUACAAAAAAAAAGAGCGGCAGGAGGCUGGUGUUCUGUUCCAAUCCACCUGCCAGGAAGGAGAAAAAGCACAGCCAAGAACAAAUGGAUAAGGAGAAGGAAGAGCAACUCUAUUAUUUCACUUGA
This is a messenger RNA of Gavia stellata (red-throated loon), 1941 nucleotides long. It is a transcript of the gene CFAP100, whose product is annotated as cilia and flagella associated protein 100. NCBI's taxonomy places the organism in Eukaryota, Metazoa, Chordata, Aves, Gaviiformes, Gaviidae. The coding region runs from base 1 to 1941 and encodes 646 amino acids. The transcript is spliced from 14 exons. The record is from RefSeq and is a predicted model, not a curated record.